AUGUCCCUCCUUGUGCGUGUGUGGUCGCAUUGCUUCCCCCCUGCAGCUAGGACAAAGGGCACAUACGACUUGUUUGGCAAGCAGCAGCUGAAGGAAGGCAGAGAUGGGGAAGAGCCCUAUGAGUUUGACCCCAAGGUGGGGCCCAGAGCCGUGUUUGAGCGGUUCUUUGGCACCGGCAACCCAUACGAGGCCUUGCAAGUGCUGUCGAUGCGGUUUGAGAAGCUGACGACAGUGAAAGAGCAGCCGGCGCCGCAGCAGACGACGGUUGAGUUGCUGGUGUCACUGGAGGAGCUGUACAGCGGCUGCACAAAGGUGGUCCUGCGCGACCGCGCCGCGCCCGUCGGCGGCGAGGGCAGGGGCGAGGGCGAGGGCGAGGGCGAGGGCGAGGGCGAGGGCGAGGCCGGGGCGGCGCCGCCGGCGCCGGAGCCACGGCGGCUGGCGGUGGAGGUCGAGGCCGGGAUGCCAGACGGCACGGCGUUUGUGUUCCAAGGGUGCGUCUGGGCUGCUAGCAUAUGCACGCGCGACUGA
Messenger RNA from Monoraphidium neglectum, 528 nucleotides. RefSeq names its product radial spoke protein 16. The transcript has 4 exons. The record is from RefSeq and is a predicted model, not a curated record. Bases 1 to 528 code for a protein of 175 amino acids. Lineage: Eukaryota; Viridiplantae; Chlorophyta; Chlorophyceae; Sphaeropleales; Selenastraceae.